This is a messenger RNA of Linum tenue, 2981 nucleotides long. The record is from the annotation of a GenBank genome assembly. NCBI's taxonomy places the organism in Eukaryota, Viridiplantae, Streptophyta, Magnoliopsida, Malpighiales, Linaceae.
GUACGAAUGCCUCGCCGCCAAAAUCCAAAACCCCCAAAUCUUCAAAUAGUUCGAGGUUUGCCCGCGGCUUUACCACUAAGCUUUCGAACCGUCCACCCUAAUUCGUUUCUCAUAACCUCUCCGGGAUGGAGGAAGAUAACGAGGCAAAAAACUGCGUGUGCCAAGUGUGCGGCGGCCGCAGCUUCUACGAAAACGACGGUUUCUAUUAUUGCCAGGAAUGCAGUUCUCAGGCUCAAGGAAUCAUGCUCACCGACGUUGCCGACGAGGAUUUCUUCGAUAAAACCGGCGGCGGUGGCGGCGGCCUCUAUAGUGCUCGCUUCACCCGGCGUUCCCAGCCCACCCUUAGUCAGCGAACCGAAGCCAAUUUCACUUCCCAACUGUGGUACCAAUUCUCGCAGGAAGUGGAAGGGAGCAAAGAGAUUACGCCCAAGAAAGAGCUGAGUCGCUAUUCUAAUUGCGACGGCGACCCGAUUGGUCCUACGGAGCCGGAGGAUUUUGCGGCGAAAGCGACGGGGACGCUCGAUUACGAGGAUUACUUCAAUGAGGUGAGGAUUAGGUACAUAAUGGGGAUACAGUGGAUGAUUCAGUUACAAUGCGAGGCUUUGGUUGAGAAUUUCGGUGUCAGCCCUUUGAUCUGUGGGAUUGCCUCUGCUGUUUGGUUGAGGCUCGUGGUUGUGGCUGGAGUGUUCAAAGAUGGCUGGGCUAAUGCCACAUUAACGGAAUCCGAGAUUCAAAACCGGGCAGGGGAAGCUUACUACAGUAAAGAUCAUCGCAAGCGCAGCAAUGAACCACAUAAUGCAUAUGGCCAGCGAGCUGUAAUGGUUUGGUUUAGGAGUUUGAGGAAAGUAAUACCUCUAGAUUACUCUUUGGCUAUCUGUUUUUUAGCUUGCCAUGUUGCAAGGGAAGCAGUUCUACCUACUGAUAUAGUGAAGUGGUCACUUGAAGGUAAGAUUCCUUUUUUUGCUGCCCAUGUUGAAAUUGAGAAGCGCUUCGAACAACCAUCGCUUGCCUGUCCGAUAAGUUCGUCCCUAAUGUUUAGGCCUUCUCAGCCAGUUCCUUUCCAGAAAUUGGAAGCAAUGGCAGCUAGUAUUGCCGAGUUAAUAGGUUUGAGUUUGCCACCAGUGAACUUCUAUGCAGUAGCGUCUAGCUUUCUCAAUCAACUGUCUGUUCCUGGCGAAAAGAUUCUUCCACAUGCUUGCCACAUCUAUGAGUGGUCAAUGCCUCCUGAUUUGUGGUUGUCAACAAAUGAGUUGAGACUUCCCACUCGUGUCUGUGUGAUGUCGAUAUUGAUUGUAGCAAUUCGAAUGCUAUACAAUUUAAAUGGUUUUGGUGCAUGGGAAAGGAGCUUAUCUAAAUGUGUCCCUUCUGGAGGUGAAAAAAUGGUCAUCAAUGAACGCGUUGUUCAGGGAUUGAAGUUUGAUUCCGGGGAACUCUUGCGCAAUCUUGAGUCAAAGUAUAGUGAGAUUGGAGAACCAUGUGAAUUUGCGAAAGACUUGCCAUCAUAUCUCCAGUACUGCAAUGACGUGGUAUUUGCCGGAGGUGGUUCAUCUUCGCAGGACCAGCGGGAGGAAGAAGAAUUGAUAGAGAAGCUAUGGAAUUAUUACCAGAAUGCAAAGGAUUGCGAGUCCGGAGAAGAAGAGCCUGAGAUGCAUAGCUAUACUGUUAAUAAAAAAAGAUCAACGAGUGAUGACGAUGGUUAUAUCCCAACACAGCCAGUACCAAGGCAAUUCAGAGAGAUGUCAAAUGAAAGCCCCUCUCCUCAUAGUUCCAACAACCACGGUAGCGAUUCCCCGCUCCAGGAUUCUGAUAAUACCGACACUUCCGAAGAAAUCGCUCUCAGGAAAUUGAAAACGGACAUGGAGGAGAAUCAUUUCUGCUACAUCCCACCGAGGGUUAAUGCCAAGAGAUCUGGCUAUCUCCAAUAUGCAAGGAAACAGGACGAAGGUAUUUUGAGAUAUAUUGCGCAUGCAGAUUACUACAUCCUGCUGCGUUCUUGUGCAAAAGUUGCUCAUGUCGAUAUAAGGUUCAUGCACAUUGCGGUGUUGGGUCUGGAGAGGAGAUUGGCUUGGUUGGAGAAAAGGAUUCAUCAUUGCUUGCAUUAGACCCCUCCUAGUAUUACUUGUGACAGCUAUAGGGAUGUUCCAGCUUGCGAGUACGAUGUUGGAGCGAUUGGCAUCAACGACCAGUGGAGCAAUGGUGGUCUGUAGGAGCCUCUAGGCGUUGACACAAUGAUGGCGAGGUGAUGGAGGUGGCCAGUGGUGCAUUGCCCGCUCUAUCGACCUGAGGCGGGUCCGCAAGAGCGCAACGAUGAUGGAGAUGGUAGUGAGGCGCUGCGGUGGCUUGGAGCUGGUGGAGUAGACAGGAUCGACGACGAUUCCUGGUUCGAUUGGCGAGCCAGUGAUGACGAUGGCAACCGCACUGGGAUGGUGUAGUCGAGGUUGGCGACCGUCUAGUGGUGUCUCAACGAUCUAGGGCCUGUAGUGCAGCGACGGCGACGGGGAUAGGCGCGUCGCUGCGUCAACAAGCCAAGCGGAGAUGAGGGACACAACUUUGGCUGUUUUGCCUGGUGAACACCCUGACCAUGUUGUGGUCAUCAAGGCCAUGUUCCACCCUUUCCACCCUAUGCAACCAUUCUCAGUUACCUUACCAAGGUUUCUCUGGUUCCAUGAGGCAAUACCAGUUGUGAAUGCACCCUCAAAAUAGAGGGCAAUGCUGGAGAAUAUCCUAAGCUUGUUUUGGUUUGCCUCCUAAGAAUAACAUGAUCUUGGAAUACAAGUGAAGGAAGGAAAAACAAGAGGAACAAAAAAUUAUUUUGCUUUUCCUACUUAUACAUGAUAUGCAGCAUGAAACUAUGAAGCAAAGUGCCAAGUGUUUGGAGUUAUGUUCGAGUAACGCCGGAGAAGGAGAUCUAUCUGAAUUGGUUUAUAGUUUCAUUGAUGCUAUAAUUUAUUCUUCUCUUCCAUUAUGGGAUUUUUGGUUGC